This is a messenger RNA of Vicia faba (fava bean), 681 nucleotides long. The record is from the annotation of a GenBank genome assembly. Lineage: Eukaryota; Viridiplantae; Streptophyta; Magnoliopsida; Fabales; Fabaceae.
AUGACCACCGCGGCCAGACCCACAUGGGCUCCUGCUAAAGGUGGAAAUGAACAGGGCGGUACUCGAAUUUUCGGUCCUUCCCAGAAGUACUCCUCAAGAGACAUAGCCUCCCACACCACUCUCAAACCCAGGAAAGAUGGCCAGGAUACCCAGGAUGAAUUAAAGAGAAGAAACUUACGUGAUGAACUGGAUGAACGUGAACGGAGGCACUUCUCAUCAAAAAAUAAAUUUUAUAAUGAUGACAGAGAUCAUGGAAAGGGUAGUCAUCUAUUUUUGGAAGGAACAAAAAGAGAUUUUGAAGACCACAUUGUUCCGCGCAGUGUUGAUGCAGAUGAUUCCGAUGUUGAAGUCAACAGUGAUGAUGAAAGUGAUGAUGACGAUGAAGAUGACACUGAAGCUUUGCUGGCUGAGCUUGAACAAAUAAAGAAGGAAAGGGCAGAGGAAAAGCUACGCAAGGAACGGCAACAGCAAGAGGAAGAUCUAAAAGUAAAAGAAGCAGAGCUUAUGCGUGGAAACCCAUUGAUAAAUAAUCCUACAUCUUUCAAUGUCAAAAGAAGGUGGGAUGAUGAUGUGGUCUUUAAAAAUCAAGCCCGUGGUGAAACCAAGCUGGCUAAGCGAUUCAUCAAUGACACCAUCAGGAAUGAUUUUCAUAGGAAAUUCCUGCACAAAUACAUGAAAUAA